UGGAACGAACAGUUACAGAGUUUCCCGGCCAGUGGUGUAGCCCUUGUGACCCCCGUUAUCGAAUUCUAUGACGAAUCCUGCGACCAAUUCCGAAAACGUAUUCGAAGGGAUUCGAUGGUAAUGCCUCGUCGACCCUCUGUCGGAAUUUCUUUGUUUUUUGUUUGUUUGUUUCUUUUUUUUUUUUUUUUUUUUUUUAGUGCACCCUUUGUCCUACGUUCAAGGAGUGCACGGCUUACGAGUGUAUCGAGCGUUAUUAUCGUUUACUGCACGGCGUCGUGUCCUCCGACGUGAACGAAAAUGCUCUUCAAACGGCGUCAGAGAAAUUCUGGCUACGCCACUGGGGGGAGGGGGGGGGGCCUUCCAUUGCUAAAAAGAGCGAGAGAAAAUGGGGUGGCCAAGGAUGGAAGCUAGUACACUGAUGAGAGAGCAAGAUGAGAUGAAACGAAGAGUGGGGAGAGGGGGGUGGGUGGGGUGGCGGGAGGCUGGCGGGUGGAUGGAAGAAACGACAGGGCGAGAGGGAGGAACCGCGAGGGUUAAGCGGAGAAGGGGGUGAAGGGGUUAGUUGCUGCUUGGUACUCGGCGGGGCGGAGGGGGUGGGAGAGGGCCGGAGGGAAGGGAAAUAGAUCGGAUUGCGUGGUCGACACGAGGGUUGGUAUGAGUGCGACGGGAUAAAAGAGGGAGCAAAAGUGAGAGAGCGGGCGACAGAGAUGUUGGGUGGUUUGCAGCGUGAGAGAGAAAGAGCGAGAGAGGGUUGGCAAGGACGUGGAUUGGUCGGAGGGAAAGAGAAAGUCGAGGUAAGACGUGGGAUACGACACGGUUUGACAGGUGACAACCGAUCGGACCACUGACGUCACAGAUCACUCGCUCGACCGUUCGCUCGCACGCACAAACACGAUUUAUAACCGUACACGUACGCACACACACACACGCACACAACCGACCGUACGUUCUUGACGGUGCACGCGCGCGCGCUCGUGAGACGUGCCCGUGUAUCACGCCGUUAUUCGCGUUCCGUGCACAGGCUACGUCGUACGUAGCUUUUCACGUCGCGAGGGAACAAAUAAAAAAUGUUGCACCGCACGAGAUGGUGAGACGGAGUGAAAGAGCACGGGGAUAAGAGAGACGGAGAGUCGUGACAGAAGAAAAAAAAAAAGGUACGAAGAAAUGUUCAUAGGACGAUGCGAUAAAGAGGUCCAGGGUGAAACGGAAAGGGAGAAAAAGAACGAGAGUGGGAGAGACGAGAAAUUUUUCGACGGAAAAUAAAAGAGAAAUUCCAAAGGUUAUAAAGGAUCUAUUAGUUUUUGACAUUAAAUUUUCACAUAAUUUGGUAACACAAGCGGAAAAGUUCAAUUUUAUGAAGCAAUUGAGAGUGCAUUACACAGUAUUGGAGAUAUCAUGUCAUGGCAUUCCAUGGAUCGCAUCAAUACUUGCACUUAUUUGGAUUCUAGACAAUAAAAGCUUGUAUCAAGUACAAGUCAAUUUGUUGAUAGGCCUGCUAUUGGACAUUAUCGUCAUUGCUUUGUUGAAAUCAGUUACACGACGAAGACGACCUUCAGUGUCUCCUGUUCCUUUUGCAGUAGGGCCUGACAAAUAUUCAUUUCCAUCGGGUCAUGCUUCACGGGCAAUGUUAGUGUUCUAUUUCUUUAAAUAUUUGUGGCCGGUAUCUGUACUUUUUCUCACUCCUAUAUUAGCAUGGGUUGUUGCCGUAAGUUUGUCUCGGCUUUUAAUGAGAAGACAUCAUGUUCUUGAUAUUAUUGUAGGAUUAUUUGUAGGUUAUGCAGAAGGACUAUUUAUGAGUUUGAUGUAUUUAGAGCCAGAAACUUGUUAUAAUUUAGUAUAUUGGUUAACUGAUGAAAAGCUAAGUGGUGCAGAAUAUGAUAUUUAGGUGUUAGUUAUGGACAUUUAAUGUUUGUUUCUUUAAAUUUGGACUUGACUUUAAAUCAUCUGCAACAAACAAUAAUAAAAAGGUGAUAUUUUAGUUUAUCAUCAGCAAAGUAAAUUAUUCGUGUUAACUAUAUUACUUUUAAAGAGUAAUGAAUUAUUUAGUAUAACUCUAUAUGGACCAUCUAUAAAGUAGACUUUGAUAAUAUUUUUUUACAAGUAUAAAAAGUAUGUAGUUACAUCAAAGAUAGUAUUUAAUUCUAUAUUACUAGUAUAACUCAUUAAUAAAGAUUAUCCAGCUACUUUAGAGGCAAGUAUGUGUUGCAAUUGAUUUAAAGUUUUAUAUAAAUUUCCAUCUGUUGACGUUUUCUAGAAACAGAAAUAAACGGAAUUUUAUUUGAAUGGUAGAUGACGAAUAAAUACUCUAUGUAGUAAUUUAUUUGCAACAUUUAUUUAAUUAAAAUAAAUGGAUAGGUGUUUAAGGAUCGAAAAAAUAUCCGAAAAAUUAUAUCCGAUAACUCGUAAAUCAUGGUGUCAAAUAAUUUACAAUAUUUUGUACUUUACUCAUUUAUUCUUUUGUCACAUAAUAUAAUUCUUUUGAUAAUGA
This is a messenger RNA of Hylaeus anthracinus, 2488 nucleotides long. Its product is annotated as polyisoprenoid diphosphate/phosphate phosphohydrolase PLPP6. The transcript is spliced from 4 exons. Gene Ontology annotation, molecular function: sphingosine-1-phosphate phosphatase activity. Bases 1355 to 1885 code for a protein of 176 amino acids. Lineage: Eukaryota; Metazoa; Arthropoda; Insecta; Hymenoptera; Colletidae. The record is from RefSeq and is a predicted model, not a curated record.